Leptopilina heterotoma is the source of this 2551-nucleotide messenger RNA. Its product is annotated as dynein axonemal light chain 1-like. Gene Ontology annotation, molecular function: protein kinase binding. Gene Ontology annotation, cellular component: cytoplasm. The record is from RefSeq and is a predicted model, not a curated record. The transcript has 4 exons. Lineage: Eukaryota; Metazoa; Arthropoda; Insecta; Hymenoptera; Figitidae. Bases 76 to 642 code for a protein of 188 amino acids.
UUCUACUUCUUCUCAAGGUGUUGUCAGAUUUUUGACGUUUCUUUCAAUUUUAUUUGCUGCAAUUCGCUGGAUACAAUGUCGAAAGGAACAACUUGCAAAGAGGCAAUUCAAAAAUGGGUUGAGACAAACAAUAAAGAACCUGGUGAAGUUACUGAUGUUUAUUUAGGUUUUCAAUGGCCUCCGAUUGACAAAAUGGAUAAUAGUUUAGCUGCUUUUUCAAAAGUCGAAAAAUUAUCUCUUUCGACAAAUAUGAUAGAGAAAAUUGCUGGAAUUGGUUCUUUGAAAAAUUUGAAAAUUCUCUCAUUGGGUCGUAAUAAUAUAAAAACAUUUUCCGGAUUGGAAGCAAUUGGCGAUCAUUUAGAGGAAUUAUGGAUUUCAUACAAUUUAAUUGAAAAAUUAAAGGGUCUCAAUUCGUUGAAGGCUCUGAAAGUUCUUUACAUGAGUAAUAAUUUAGUGAAAGAUUGGAAUGAAUUUAUUCGUAUACAAGAAUUGAAAAAUUUGCAAGAUUUAUUAUUUGCUUAUAAUCCCAUUUGCGAGAGUUUAGAUCAAACAAUGUGGCGAUCUCAAGUUAUUCAUAAAUUGCCAAAUUUGAAAAAACUCGACUCUAUUCCAAUUGUACAUUUGACUAAUGAUGAGGAAUAAUUGGAUUCAAUAUUUGAUUUAGAACUUUUGGAAUGUUUUGGAAUAUUAGGCACAAUUAAUGUAGACGUUUGUUUAUUUUUUGUAUUACUUAUUAGUAAUAGCUGCUUUAUUUUUGAAAGCCACAAUUUCUUCUAAUUAGAGAAUGACAGAGCAGAGAUGUUUAUCACUUUGUGCACAGCGUUAUAAAUAAUUCAAGUGUUGUUUUUACUUUUUAGUAAAUUAUCUGAAAAAUUUCUUUCCCCGUACAGAUGAAUUCCACAUUACGCAUAUUUUUUAUAUUUAUUUAUAUAUUUAUAGAAUAUAUAUAUUGAGAAUAAAAAACUAUAUUUAAUAAAUUCGACUUUAAAUAAUUGAAAUUUUCAUCUGUAUAAGGUGAACAAAAAAAUUUCAAAAGUUUAAAUAUCUUUCUGUUAUUCGCGAAACGAAUUCGCUAAAAGCUCUAAUACGAGUCACUAACGUAAAUUCUGGUAAGAAAAAUAGUUUAGCAAUAUAUGCUAAUAGUAUCAACAAUUCUAAAAUUAUAAAUACUAAUAUUAUGUAAUAUUAAUAAGAACAAUUUUUUUGUUAAGUACAACAUUUAUAUAUUAUCACCUGCUUUCAAUGAUCAAAUAUACAUAAUUGUUUGAAAAUAAUGAUUUCUUUAAAAAAUUGUUUAUAACUUUUAAAAAUGUAAUUAUGCAAAAUUUCCUUUUUGCAAUAUUAAUAAUAAUAUUAAUAAUUAAAAACAACGUUAAAAUAUUGAUUUUUGAAAUUAAAAAAAUAAAAUUAUCAAGAAAUCAAUUUUUAAGAGAUAUUUGAUCUCAGUAGCAGUUUAUAAUUGGCACACGAAAUCUGAGAAUUUUUAUUUCAAGAAUUUUCUAAUCACUAGUGUGAUUUUAGGAGGCAGAUGUAGAGAAAGAAUAAUUAAACAAAAUGUCUUAAAUUAUUCCAAUGAAAAUUUCUUUGAUAUUUUUCAUGAGGCACAUUUUGUAAAUAAAUUUUUCUUUUGAUAUAUAGUUUUCUUUUUUCCUUAUGUAGAAAAUGAUUUUCUUGAAAUAAUUUCAUAUAUCGUGUGCCAAUGACGAUUAUGCUCAUUGAAUGAUAUUAUUUAUUUACAAAUACGUACAAUGAUUCUCACGAUUGACUAUAAAUUAGUGAAAAAAUAAUGCUGCUUUGGCCAUAUUUUGCAAAAUCUGAUCCAUUUUCUACCAUCACUAAUACUUGCUAUAUAUAUAUAUAUAUAAUAUAUAUUUUUUUAUUUUUCUUUGAACCGAAUCAGUCGAUGAAAUGCGUGAAUUAAAAACUCGCGAUUUCUAUAGUUUUAAGGGGACAAUUUAAAAACAUAUUUUGUUUUUGCCCCUUCGCGGGAAUUAAAUUCCUGGAAAUCUCAAGGAUUUUUUUUUCAGCUCUUCGAGCAACUACUACUUAUUCCAUAAGUAUCAAAAAUGCUGAAUAGUCUUCAAAAUCUGGAAUUCAUAUACGUAAUCGAAGUAAAACUUCGAUUCAAUAGUCUUUCUAACAAAUAAUAAAUACAUCACGCGAUAUUGUAUUUUCUUUUUCGUUAUUUGGAAUGUACAAUUUCUAACGCUUAAUAUUCGCAGUGGAAUAUUAUUUGCAAAACGAAGCUAGGGAUAUUUAAAAUUUAAUUAGUAAUUUAUAAAAAAGUGAUUAGGAAAUCCAUUUUUGUUUGAUAAAACUCAAUUUAAAAUCUUGGUGUUAGAAUUUCUUUGAAAAAGGAAAAUUUUUUAUGAUUAUAAAGAUGAACUUUUAGUUCUGUCGCUGAAAUUAAAAAAAAUACCCGCUUCGUUGAGUUUUAGUUUAAAAACGCAAAUUGUUUGUUUGUUUCUUUUAACGUGCGAUAAUUAAUUAGUGCGCGUGAAAUCAUCUAAUUGUUUUACAAUUCUGAAUAAAUAAAUUGUCAUGAUAUAAA